AUGGAUACUUCACUCAAAGGACCAGGAGAAGCUCAAAAGCACGAUGGAAGUGCUCUUCGUAUUGGAAUCGUACAUGCGAGAUGGAAUACCUGUGAGUAAUCCCCAGAACACGAUAAAAAACAUCCAUCCCCCCUUCAUUCAGCCGUACACCGCACUUAACAUUCGCUAACCACGACACACACCUCAGCUAUAAUCGAGCCACUUCUCGCUGGGACGAAGAAAACUUUACUGGCAAGUGGAGUGAAGGAAUCUAAUAUCGUCGUGCAAUCUGUGCCGGGGAGUUGGGAGUUACCAAUCGCUUGCUCUAAGUACGUGUUACUCGUUAUAUAUUCAUAUUCAUAUUCAUAUUCAUUCCAUUUAUCCCUUUAUCCAUCCCCUCACUUCCGAGACCCUUUAACCUCAACCCUCGACCUCAAACCCCGACCCUAAUACCAAUCACUCAAACUAACCAUUCCGCUCCACUCCACCCUAGACUCUACUCAGCCUCCCAAAUCCAAUCCACGCAAACCUCCUCACUUUCCGCGGGGGACCUACUAGGCUCCUCAACCACCGACCUCACAUCCCUCUCCACGCAAUCACAAAGCGCGUCGACCGCUCCCUUCGACGCCAUCAUUGCGAUUGGCUGCCUCAUCAAAGGCGAAACCAUGCAUUUUGAAUACAUAGCUGAUAGCGUUUCGCACGCCCUCAUGCGCGUCCAAUUGGACAUGGGUGUUCCGCUCGUCUUCGGUUUGUUGACCGUGCUUACCGAGGAGCAGGCUCUUAUGAGGGCUGGUGUGGGUACGACCGGGAAUGGAGGCCAUAAUCAUGGUGAAGAUUGGGGGGCUGCGGCUGUGGAGCUAGGGGUUAAGAGAAGGGAGUGGGCUGCAGGAAAGAUUGUGUGAGGGAUAGAAGGAUGCAAUAGUUAGUAUGGUCCGUCCGAGUGAUGAAAGGAGAGGAAAGAGCAUGAAUGAUUCGACAAUUGGAUGAGGGCAGGCGUUUGAUGUGUGUUUGAGACCGAAGUGUUUUUGGUUCUAGAUUUGGUUCACUGAAAUCAGGCAUAGGCUUGCAUUAAAUGAAGAAUAAAAAAAAGCGUCAUUGAUUAAGUAGGUAGGUAGUAUGAGAGUUCGAUCAUUAAACAGAAAGAAAGAUCAAAAAGAAACAAAAUCCGCCCCAGAUCAGAAAUUAUAUUACUACUAUACAAAGCAGUCAUGC
Sclerotinia trifoliorum is the source of this 1191-nucleotide messenger RNA. Lineage: Eukaryota; Fungi; Ascomycota; Leotiomycetes; Helotiales; Sclerotiniaceae. The record is from the annotation of a GenBank genome assembly.